Molecule: messenger RNA, 533 nt
Organism: Pundamilia nyererei
Lineage: Eukaryota; Metazoa; Chordata; Actinopteri; Cichliformes; Cichlidae
Product: CAP-Gly domain-containing linker protein 1-like
Exons: 3
Coding region: 16-405 (129 amino acids)
Source: RefSeq, a predicted model, not a curated record
GCAGUGUUGGACCAAAUGAGGGAGGAUAAGGAGACUGCAGAGAGUCAGAUUGAUUUCCUGAAUUCAGUCAUUGUGGACCUCCAGAAGAAGAAUCAGGAGCUCAAGGACAAACUGGAAAAAAUGGCAGCUGCUGCCCUUAAUGGGAAUAAUCCAAGCGAGCUGGAUAACUAUGACGGCCACGACAAGCAGCCUGCAAAGAAGAAACCUCCUCCGAGGCUCUUCUGCGACAUCUGCGACUGCUUUGACCUCCACGACACUGAGGACUGUCCUACGCAAACGCAAAUGCCAGACUCCCCUCCACACACCACCUACCAUGGCAAUAAGGGUGAGGAGCGGCCCUACUGUGACAUCUGUGAGGUCUUUGGGCACUGGACUGACUCCUGUAACGAUGACCAGACCUUUUAAAGCCUUUUUGCUUUGUUUUUUCUUUAAACCCUCAUUCGCACAAUCACUAUAUUUGCACACCAUUUUGGAUUACGCUGUGCUUCUGGGGUCCUAAUUGUGCGUGUGUGUAUACAUUUUGUGUGCUUUUU